AUGAGUCACAUCAGUGAUGCCGAUUAUGCACAUGCCCAGAAGGUGUGGAAGGACAUGAAGGUUGGGAAUAUGGGCAUUUAUCACGACAUCUAUCUCAAGACAGAUGUUCUAUUGCUCGCUGAUGUGUUUGAGACAUUCAGAGAGACGUGUUCCAGAUACUACGAACUAGAUCCCGCGCAUUUCUACACAACUCCCGGAUUAACCUGGCAAGCAUGUCUGAAAAAGACCAAGGCCAACAAUAAGUAUAUGGGUGACUUGUACAAUCCACCUGAUGGCUCUGACAUGGAUAUUUUUGAGCGGCAGGAAAUGGCUAAAACCAGACCUAUAGUGAAAACAAAAAUGAGAUACUUGAGGUACUGGAUAAUGAAACAUGCACCUAGGACGAUCAGGCUGAAAAUCAGUAAAGCCUACAGAGCCAUGAAGGACAAGGUCAUGAGUUUGUAUGAAAAGUCAUGUUGGGGACCAACCACACCGAAAGAGGGGAAACAAUAUACCACCAAAGCCACCAAGGUCGGGAGGAAGUGGGUUGAUGACACGGUUUCUGAUUUCACAUCCGAACUGAUUUCGCAAUUAGCUGAGGAAGAUGGUGAAGAGGGGUACAUCCUUGAGGUCGAUGUGAGCUAUCCGCGGGAGCUUCAUGAUUCUCAUAGCGACCUUCCUUUCAUGCCCGAGAGGAAGGAGAUUAAUGGCGUCGAGAAGCUGACGCCAUGUCUUUCUGAUAAGACGAAAUAUAUCACUCAUAUCCGUGCGCUUGCUCAAAGUGCGUGGCUGAAGUCAUACAUCGACUUCAAUACACGGCUGCGCACGGAGUCGAAGAAUGACUUUGAGAAGGACUUUUUCAAGCUGAUGAACAAUUCGUUCUUUGGUAAGGCAAUGGAGAAUCAGCGUAAACACAAAGAUAUACGCUUGGCUACGAAGAAGGAACAGUAUGAGAAGCUGGUGAUGAAGCCCAACUUCAAGGGUAGCACAUGGUUCUCAGAAACACUGAUGGGUGUUGAAAUGUCCAAGAUAAAGAUCAAAAUGAAUAAGCCGAUAUACCUGGGACUGGCAAUUCUCGACAUGUCCAAGAUGAUUAUGUACGAGUUUCACUAUGAUUACAUGAAGCCGAAAUAUGGUGAUGACGUGAAACUGUGUUACAUGGAUACUGAUUCAUUCGUAUACCACAUCAAAACCAACGACUUUUACAAAGAUAUCGCCGAUGAUGUGUCUGCUAGAUUUGACACAUCGGGGUAUGAUAAGGAAGAUGGCAAAUAA
Molecule: messenger RNA, 1254 nt
Organism: Hydractinia symbiolongicarpus
Lineage: Eukaryota; Metazoa; Cnidaria; Hydrozoa; Anthoathecata; Hydractiniidae
Exons: 5
Coding region: 1-1254 (417 amino acids)
Source: RefSeq, a predicted model, not a curated record